UUGGCGCACCAGAUAACCUCAUCAUGGCGUCCAUGAAAACAAAUCUACCUGCUUGGUUACAGCUUUCUAAAGACGAUAUCACAAGAUCUAUUGAGUGGAAGGAUUUAACAUCAGAGCUUUUCGACGCAGUACAACAUCAGCUCACAGAAAACCACGUAUCUUACUUUUCCGAUCUCACAGAUUCAGAGAAAGUCAUGUUUCUAGAUCGUGCUGCUAAGCUUGUUCGUGACAGCUCUUCGUAUCAAAAGCUGAUGGCAACGGUUUCGGGAAUUCUUGAUAGAAAUCUUAAUGAAGAAGUUACCCAAACGAUUAUCGAUGCAUCGAAUACACGUACAAAAGCAGAACUUCUUCUUCAAGAAUCCUCGAAAGCGUCCAUUAGUUUGUUGCAAAGGUGGCCGGAUCUAAGAACUAAAUUGUUUGCUUGUCUGAAUCGUCCUUUGCCAACAGAGUUGCGAAGGGCAGUAUGGAAAUGGUUUCUAGCGAAUCCGACCGUUCGAAAAGAAUAUUUAGAGAAGGUGUCGAGGAACAAACAAAACACUGUUUCACGACACGAUGCAGCCAUUGGACAAAAGUGUAAAGCUUUCUUGUCCUCAGAAUCGCAUUAUUUUAGGCUUGAUUCUUGUCCAGCUUUACUGAAUAUCAUGAAAACUUCAAUAUCCUACCGGGACGUGAAUAUCAGUAGCACAUCAACAAUAGUUGACACAGACUUCUUGUUGGCCAUACCUUUUGUGAGAGUAAUGGUUGCAGACAAUCAUGUUCAAGAGAUAAAUGCUGAGGAAAUUGCAAGCUUUGUGGAAGUUUACUUUACCUUCUUGGAGUCAAGACCAUCUUUGAUGAAGGACUCUAAAUCUAAGGAAUUCCUGUUAGCUCAAAAACAUUAUGGUAGUACAAUGGCUGAUGCCUUGCAUUCCAAAGAUCAGCAGCUUGCAUCAAGUCUACAAAGAACAUUUUCACAUGACCAAACAGCUCAGUUGGCAGAAAGUCUGGCAGCAAUCAUGCGGUCAUAUGCUAGGUGUAUGUUUGUUGGUUUUCUUUCCCUUGAUGUGGUUUGCUACAUUUGGGACCAGUACAUCAUGAGUAUGAAACUUCCUUCCUUCAACUGUAUUCGUACAUUCUCUGCUGCCAUGCUGAUGUUGUUGAGAGAUGAAAUUUUAGUAUGCAGAAAUACCAAAGAGAUUGAGGAUGUUUUGUUAACCGAGAGCAAAAAACUUACUACAAGAGACUUUCAAAGAGUGAUUGACCGCCACUUCAUGGCAGAUUGGCAGAAGUUGGUUACCGAAGAGGUUCAUGGUUCUGAUUUACCGCUAGUGGAUCCAGUAGCAACGGUUGGUAGGUUUGCGCAGCCUUGGUCUGGGUGGUUCCGGGGACAGCCUCCCUCUCGUCACCGAGUCGAAGACCGGCGGCAGACUCGCGAGGAAAGAGAAUUGGAAAGACGGAGGCAACUCAUGGAGCAAAGGCGAGAGGAAGCCAGGAAGAAGCGGGAACAAGAGGAACAGAUGCGACUCCGUGAAGAGGAGAUGAGGCAAGAAUUUCGAGCAGAGAAACAACGUGAAAAGGAAGGAAUCGUAGCGCUCGAGAAAGAGCUCAAAAUCGAAAGAAAAGAGCGAGCGUCUGUGGAAAAACAGAAGGAUGAAGAGAUUGCGCGGUUGCAAGUCGAACUUGCGAGACUAAAACGAGUUACUCCGGUCACAAGCCCUGGUUUACGCUCUUCUGGUAUUCCUUCAGUGAAGGAGCCAGAUCCUAGUCCUCAUCCUACGUGAGCAUCGCGUCAACAGGUCGAGGACCUGGUUCGGUCGUUGCUAGGAGCGACACUUCACAGCCUAGAUUUGGUGGCCCACGGUUCAGAGGAACAGCGGACAAAUCUUAACGUGAUCACGAAAGACGCUUUGCAGACAAACAGUGAUCAAUACAAAGAGGCAGAAAGAGAGUUGUUCGGUAGGGAACUUCACACGGACGACUGGGACAGAAUGGACGAAGAGGAACGAUUGGAGAAUACUAAGAAACUUAUGACAAGGUUGAAAGAGAUCAGAGACGAAAGCCAGCUUAACGUGACAUGAACAACCAACCAUCAGGGCGUGUGCAUGUGCGCACUUCAUGUGCAACACUUUAAAGAGUCUAUACCAUGACUUGCUAAAACUGCUCGGCUUACUCCUUUGCUUAAUUGAAGGAAUACUGCGGAAAAUACCACAAUACCUCAGUCAAAAGUGAGCAGGCUGGGAAAGCGCUUGAAGCCUGUGUCUCUAAUG
This is a messenger RNA of Stylophora pistillata, 2246 nucleotides long. RefSeq lists its product as uncharacterized. NCBI's taxonomy places the organism in Eukaryota, Metazoa, Cnidaria, Anthozoa, Scleractinia, Pocilloporidae. The record is from RefSeq and is a predicted model, not a curated record.